UAGAAUUUAGCUGCCCUUCCUUUACACUAUAUUAUUUGUUAAUGUCUAUCACUCUAUUUUCAUAUUUCUUUCCAAUAACUUGUUUAAAGUUUCGAAUCUGUCUUCCCCCAUUUCAAGCAUUUUCUUUGGUCAAAUGGGAAACUGGUUGUUCUUGUUUUAAGUUUCUUAUCUAUCUCACAAUCUUCUUUCACAUACUUCCAUUAUUUUAUGCUCUAAAUUCUUCCUUAAACUUGUCCAUUUUGUCUCUGUUUUGUAUUUUUGGAUUAUGAAGAUGUUUCUGUUUACCUUUCCUCAAACUGGGUUCUCCAGAAAGUUUGUGUUUUUUUCUUAAAAUAACUGUUGGUUCAUCUCUUUCAGCUUUGGUGCUAUCCUUUUCUUUGUUAACAAUACAUUCUUUUAUUUGUUUUUGAAUUCUCUCCUCUCUCUCUCAAGUGAGGGUUUUGAUUUUGAUAAUUUUAGUUUCUUCUACCUCUGGUUUUCAAAAGCCAUUCUUUCUUUUGGGUCUCCCAGUUGGCCUUCUGGUUCUCAGAUUCCCUGAAAAUAAGUGGUCACUGUCAUUUUUUUUUUUUUCAUUUUUAUCUUCUGUAUUCUUUUCCUGUCUCUCAAUUCAGCUGGAUUAAAACCAGGCAUUCCAUUUUUUACUCCCAUUCUCUUAAACUAAGCAAUUCUUUCUUACCCUUGAAAAGGAAAGUUUUAUAUCAGUUUGUUUAAAAUUUUUGCAUUCUUCAUUCUUGGAGUAUUCAAGGAAAAAUUAGUUUCCCUUUUUCUAAAUCCACAUUUGGUUUAUACCCUCUUCAGAAGACAGCUUCAUUUUCCUAACCCUGGUAACAAAAUGAGUUUUUUAACAGGAUCUCCCAAAAAAUCUUGGCAGCCUAUCAUGACAGAGGAUACAACAACUUCCAAUUACUGGCUCAAUUGGAGGGUUCUGCUUUGCAUUAUAUGGGUUCUUCUUACACUGAGUUUUGCAUUGUUUUUGAUAUGGAAAUAUGAGUGCCGAGGGAAUAAGGAAUGUGAUAGAGAAGAAACUCGGAAAGAAGAAGCUGGAGAUUUGUAUGAUGAUGAGACAUGGCGGCCCUGUUUUAAGGGAAUUCAUCCUGCAUGGCUGUUGGCCUUCAGAGUAUUGGCUUUCUGUGUACUUUUGGUGCUCCUCAUUGUCACUGCCAUUGUUGAUGGAGGAGACAUAUUUUACUUCUAUACGCAGUGGACUUUUACUUCAAUCACCAUUUAUUUUGGGCUUGGAUCAUUGCUCUCCAUUAAUGGCUGCUACCAGUAUCAGAAGAAAGUUAGUGGUGAGAAAGUGGAUAAUGUGGAGGGAGAUGCAGAACAAGGCACUUCUGCAGGUGGAAACGGUUCGAUUACUUCAAAUACAGAGAAAAAUCCAUCCCUUCGUGAAGAACAUCGUCUCGUACGUCACCGUGCAGGAUUUUGGGGUUAUGUCUUUCAGAUUAUCUUCCAGAUGAAUGCAGGUGCUGUUAUGCUGACAGAUUGUGUCUUUUGGUUCAUAAUCGUUCCGUUUCUUACCAUCAAAGAUUACAACCUUAAUUUUUUGAUAAUAAAUAUGCACACCAUUAAUGCUGUUUUCUUGCUAGGAGACACUGCUUUGAACUCUUUGCGAUUCCCAUGGUUUCGGAUCGGGUAUUUCUUCCUCUGGACGGUUGUUUACGUAAUCUUUCAAUGGAUCGUUCACGCUUGUGUGAGAUUAUGGUGGCCAUAUCCAUUUCUUGAUCUCUCAUCUUCAUUUGCUCCUCUUUGGUACUUGUCCGUGGCUCUAAUGCACAUUCCUUGCUAUGGCAUCUUCAUACUAAUCAUGAAGCUGAAACACCAUGUAUUUUCGACGCGGUGCCCGCAAUCCUAUCAAUGUACGAGGUAAUCGACGGAGACUGUAAAGACAUCAUUAAACUUCUCCAGAGGAGGAAAACAAGCAUAAAUGGCAAAAGCAAACUUAAUAUAAUUGAUCUGUAGGGAAAAGUGUUUGAUGUAAAUGAGUUCUGCAGACAUGAAAAUCUUAACAGGAAAGACAGCAGCAAAAGAUUCAAGGUUUUCUUAGGCAAUUAGAUUAACAAUCUUCUCAAAAAGAGUUGUAUGCACAAUACAUAUAACUUAUAUGUAUGUAAACCACAGGAAUAUUUUUCUAUUUGGUAUAGAAUAUAAAGAGAGCUCAGCCUUCGUUCUCUAUUUGUGUCCUACCAUAUUCAUCCUUUGUAAUGGUUUGUCAUUUUCAUUUGCCCUUUAGUUUUUCCCAA
Benincasa hispida (wax gourd) is the source of this 2243-nucleotide messenger RNA. The record is from RefSeq and is a predicted model, not a curated record. NCBI's taxonomy places the organism in Eukaryota, Viridiplantae, Streptophyta, Magnoliopsida, Cucurbitales, Cucurbitaceae.